ACAACCCAACUGUUCCCAUAACAACAACGCUUUUCAAUAUGGCGGUUUAUUGAAACAUUUUACAGUGCAACGACAACGACAGUCGACAAAGUGCUGAAAUGUCAACGGAAAACGUGGCUGAAGUUGGUGAAAAAGAAGAUUUGGAAUCGAUAAAUCCAUUCUCCAUUACAAGCAAAAGUUUUGACCGUGACGUAUCCAACGAUGAACCUGAAAACACUGAGGAUUUUUACGAUUCCGAAUCAUACAAAGGAAACACUGCUCUUAAUCUUGUCUGGUCAUUUGGUAUCAACAGGAACAUGCCUGUUCACAAUAUUUCAGAUGUAACAAGACAAGCGAUUUUCUACGUGACCGCUCACACCGGUGUGUUGUAUGACUGCGUCACAAAUAGACAGAAAUUACUUCAAGGACAUUGUAAUGAUAUAUCCUGUACUUGCAUCAGUAUGAACAAGAGAUGGUUGACGACGGCCGAUAUGGGAGAUAAUUCAAUGAUUAUCGUUUGGGACUCUUAUUCAAGCAUUCCCGUACAAACCAUAUUUGAUCCUCAUCCUCAUGGCUGUGUAGCUAUAUGCAUGACCCCUGACGCAAAGUAUCUAGCUUCGUUGAGCAACUCAGUUCCACAGGUUAUUUCAAUUUGGGAUUGGACUAAUGAAUGUCAAACUCCAGUUUGUUCUUUGACACUCAGCGAGGAAUAUGAAAUGCAGAAUUAUUUGGAUUUCAGUUCCGAGGACAAUCACCAACUUGUGAGCAACAACCAAGAAAGAACUAUUUUUUAUUUCUGGGAUGAAAAGGGUAUUCAUCAUAGCGCUCCAUAUUUGACAGAUGAUGAUUUCAACAAAGUCGUUGGCAUGUUUAGUCAGUCCGUAUUUCAAACGAAAUCCACGAUUGUUCUCACUGCGACGACUGUGGGUAACAUCGUAGUUUGGGAUGUAGUGCCCGGAACAGAUUUCCCUUGUGACAAGAAGGCAUUAAAAAUAGUCCGCCUUCAGGAAAAAGGAAUCAGCGUUCUGAAUACGGUAGACAGUUUCAUUGUAACCGGGGAUGUUGUUGGCCAUGUAAAAUUCUUGGAUUCUAAGCUUCGUUUAGUGCACUGGUGCAACAAACUUGGUGGAGGUCCCAUUGCAUCUCUUUCCUUCUCUUAUCAACCGAUGGAAAAAGAUCUAUCGAUCAUUCCAAAGCAUCCACGUUCAGCGACACUCGAUGGCAGCCCAUUUGUCGUCAACGAUUUUGUUUUCUCUACCGAGACUGCAAACGUCGGGUUUUACGAUACACGGAAAAACACAAACACGUUUAUAUUGAAUGAACACGAUGCACCAAUCCAUGCUGUUGCAACACAUCCAAAAGAAUCAAAGAUUUCCAUUGGAGGCUAUUCUGGACUACUUCAAGUUUGGGAUUAUAGUAAAAAAGAACUUGUUGCUUCUCGAUCGUUUGAAUCAAAAGUUGUUAUCCAAUGUCUUAAAUUCAAUCCUCAAGGAAAUCUACUCGCUUUGGGAUGCCAAGAUGGUAGUUUACUUAUUCUCGAUUCUUCCACGUUGCUUGAAGAGGGAGAAGAAGAUGGUGUUGCCUUUUUUGAACAUUGCCAUGAUUCCAUCACUCAUUUAGAGUUCUCACACGACUCCAAGUACCUCGCUUCAGCGGAUCUCGAUAAAUGCGUUACUCUAUUCAAAGCCACGACUGGAAACUUCAAAGAACCGUGGUUGUAUCUCGGAAAACAGCGCGCUCACUAUAAGCGAAUCACCGAUAUAGUAUUUGGUGUUGCACUUGAUUCCGAUGUUCCACGACUUUUGUCACUCGGAGAGGAUCGUUUGAUGGUUGAAUAUGAUGUCAUCGACAGUGCCAUCGAUGACGUCAGAUUAAUCAGUUCAGAUCGAAUUGAACAAAGUGCUGUCCCGACUUGCCUUGCGUGGUAUCCGCCCGUUGUGAAAGAGUCAUUCUUACUUGUUGGAAAUGAUCAGUUCAAGUUAAAACUCUACAACUCCACGACAAAGAUGUGUCGAAAAACAUUACUGGGUCCAACAUAUGGCUCGCCUAUAAGAAAAGUGGUGAUGCUACCAAAUAGUGGAAUAAAUGAUCGACAUUACAUGGGAUAUAUUACCGAAAACAAGGUUGGUUUGCAAAUUCUUCCUCUGGAUGGUAAUCCACACAGGGCAAUGGCUCUGAUAGCCCAUCCAAGUCAGGUUUCCAACGUGGUUUCGUCAUUUGACGGUCAAUACCUUUUCACUGCUGGUGGAACUGAUGCGUCAGUCAACAUGUGGAAAGUGAAUGCCGACGGUCUAGAGGCUUCCUCACAACUUGGGGGCACGGAUCUUGAACCUUUCUACGAAUUAUUGGAUGGUGGUCAUGACGGUCUGUUGUUCUCAGAACUCGAGGACUUCUUCUAUUUUGCACUGCUGCGAAGUCAGGACGUGGACACGAUGGACACACGCAAAACGUCCACGCGCGUACCUUUGUCCCAGGUUCCUUUCCUGAUGCGCGCACUUGGAUACUAUCCAACCGAACAGGAAAUCGAGGACAUCAUAAACGAAGUAAAAUUUAGUGAAUACGUUGACACUGGAAAGUAUGUUGAAGACAUCGACCUUGGCGGUUUUAUCAAACUGUACGUGAAUCAUCGUCCCGUGUUUGGAUUAUCAUCGCUAGAACUAAAAGAUGCUUUGCAAACACUGGGACAGAAAACUAAAGACGGAAGCGUUGUGAUGAAUAGAGACAGGCUUCUGUCCAUUUUGCAAAAUAAAGGAGAACAUUUGACCGAAGGUGAACUGUCGCAAUUAAUGACCACGCUCGUAGAAAUGCAUGACAUGGAUGACAGCUCCGAGCUAAGUGAAUCUUGCAAGGAAAUGUCACUCGUUUCAAUGAAAACUUACUUACCGGAGCAAAUCUCUUCCGAUGUGUUUGUGGAGAAAAUUUUGGGUUUCGGCGCCCUGGAAAGCAAAGAAGAUCGGUAGCUUUCGCACAAUAUCUUUUGCACUGUCGAAUGCAUUUUAAAUGGGAAGUGUUUGUUUCCAUUACAAGCUGUUUGGUUUAUAAACAAAUUUUAGAUAAUACGUUUUUCAUUAUCUUUGUUUGAUGGAAAACGUUUUUUUUAUAGUUGUAAGUUAUAAAUUAUUUAUACUCCAAAUAUGGUUGCUGCAAUUUCACACAUGAAUUACUAACAUAUCGAUCAACAUAAUCAUUGAACUUCUAUUCCAAUUGAA
Messenger RNA from Xenia sp. Carnegie-2017, 3188 nucleotides. RefSeq names its product cilia- and flagella-associated protein 251-like. The record is from RefSeq and is a predicted model, not a curated record. Lineage: Eukaryota; Metazoa; Cnidaria; Anthozoa; Malacalcyonacea; Xeniidae. Gene Ontology annotation, molecular function: protein binding. Gene Ontology annotation, cellular component: motile cilium. The transcript is spliced from 25 exons. The coding region runs from base 99 to 2939 and encodes 946 amino acids.